Messenger RNA from Trichobilharzia regenti, 1715 nucleotides. The record is from the annotation of a GenBank genome assembly. NCBI's taxonomy places the organism in Eukaryota, Metazoa, Platyhelminthes, Trematoda, Strigeidida, Schistosomatidae.
AUCCUCUUGACGGUCUUUUAUCCAAACCUGAUAAGAACUGAUGCAACUAAGAGGCUUUUUAUUCUCAAUUAAAAUGCCUGAAUCUGAAAGUGAAAUUUGAUUUCACGGCUGUGACGCGCGUAAUUAGAAGGUUCCGUUACCGCCAUCAAUAGUUGCGGUGUACAGUUAGAUUGUGAAUCAAGCUUAUCAGAACCCGAAAGAAAUGAACCGAGGAUUAUCUGAUCCUAACGCCAAAAAUCACAUACAAGCAAAAGAUUCAGUCCUUUGUAAUGAAAUCUCUACAUCACUAAGUGAAUUUAAAAAGUAUUUAGCUGAACAAAAAAAGCAUCGAGAGGAGUUAUCUGCUUUAUCCUAUGAUCAUUUAAUUAAUUUACGUGAUGAAUUGAAGAGCUUACAUCAGUUAGUGUCUUCAUCAAUAUCUGGUCUACGUCACACAGCUACGGCUAUUUCACGCUUAAAAACAGAUGUGUUAAAAGAAGAGAAAAAUGCUGAAAUAGCGCAUAAAACAUCUGAUCAUGGAUUAAGUGGUAAAGGGGAUAGUAGUGAAAUAUCAAGUUAUUUUAUGAAAAAAAUCUCUGAUUUCGAUACAAGAAUUCGUCUAUAUAAAAAAGAAUUAGAAGUAUUUGAAGAGAAUGUUUAUUCACAACAGUUAAACCCAUUGACUCCACGAGAUCUUCUCAAUGUCUUACAACGAAUGGAUCAUGAUUUUAUUGGCCUGGCUGCUCAGUUAUACACUGUUUAUGAGAAUAUGAAAACACUAAAAGCAGACUACUUAAAACAAUAUCGUAUUCAUUAUGGAUCAGCUCGUAAUCCUUUUGGUGAUAAUGAUGAUGAUUUAUAUUUCAAGAGUGAAGGAGAAGUUGACAAUUUAUUCGGUACAAGUGUAACUAAGGGGAAAAAAGGCUCAUCUUUUGUAACACCCUAUGGUCCUUCACCAUUUCCAACAUCUGAUAUAUCUGUUACAUCAAAUUCUACUAUUGGUGGUACAGAGAAAACUACAGUCGUUCCAUCCACUUCUGUUAUUUCAUCAAGUAAUCCACAAUUAGGUCAACAAUUUGGAGCUUCUACACUUAGUAGUCAACCUGCAUCGUCUUUUCUUGGACAAUCUGGAGCCUUGAGUACUGCUACAUCGAAUGCAAAUGUUGCAUCAUCAACAGGUCUUGUAAAGCCAACCUUUGGAUUCUCAUCCACUACUACAAGUUUACCAUUGUUUGGUCAAACUAGUGGUAUAGGUUCACUAGGCGGUAGUGGACUUACCAACACUAUUGCUGGUGGUAGUAUCGGAGAUAGUCUAUUUGGAAAGAGACUAGCAUCAUGACGAAGGGUAUAUAGAAACUGUAUAAUUUCUCUGUUGUACACUUUCUACUAAUUUCAACUUCAAUAUAUUUGUGUAUUACAAUACUCAUUGUAUAUAAGUUUUUUUUUAAUAAGAAUUAUUAUUGUGUAAAGCAUAAAAGUGUUCUAACAUCAUUUGCUUCAAUAAUACAUACGCAAAAGCCCUAGACUAGUGAAUUCUAAUUGCAAAAAUAUUCAUUUAGACAUCUAUAAAACACAAAAAUGAUUGAGCAAAGAAUAUUCUUUUCGAUAAAUUCCUCUUCUGACUCUACAAUUAUAUAUAUAUAUAUAUAUAUAUAGAAUAUUCUAGAUUAGUAGUCAAUAACAAUAUUUGCGUUUUUUUAAAUAAUAUUGAUUUGUCAAUUAAGAUCAAUGCAAUU